UCGGCUGCCCUAGAGGCUCAGGACUACGGUCCUACCAUUCUUGCGGCAUGUUGGGUCUUGGUCGUUUUCCCCGGUUUGAUGGUCGGAGUACGACUUUGGUGCAAGGGCAUGAUUAGCAAAAGCCUUGGACUGGAUGAUAUGAUUAUUUGUCUCGCAUGGUCUUUGCUUCUUAUUUAUACUGCCCUUAUCACCAAAGCUGUGCAAUUGGGUGUAGUUGGUAGGCACGUCUCAACCAUCGAAAACACGGAGAAUAUAUCACCGGCACUCAAGCUUGUGUACAUCAGUUUUGUUGUCGUGAUAUUUGGAUGUGUCUUCAGCAAGACUUCUUUCGCCUUCACACUUAUGCGUAUCGUUACACGGGCUUGGAUGAAGGCUCUGUUGUGGUUUAUUAUCAUCUCCAUGAACGCUAUCAUGUGGCUGUGUGGUAUCUGCUACUUGGCUCAGUGCAAACCAGCUGCUGCCCUGUGGAACUCGGAGCUCCUGGCUACAGCCAAGUGUUGGCCAACCAGCGUGUUUGAAACCAUUGCUCUUGUGGCCGGAUCAUACUCUGGUUGUAUGGACUUUAUUCUCGCUUUACUUCCCUGGGUGGUUCUCUGGAAACUUGAGAUGAAGAUGCGGGAAAAAGUUGGCAUUGCGUUGGCCAUGAGUAUGGGUAUCUUUGCUGCCGUUACGGCAUUCAUCAAGACUUCGAAGCUUGUCAAUGUUUCCCAAGUCCAAGAUUUCACUUGGUUCUGUUCCACUAUUAUCAUCUGGGCUUCGGCAGAAACUGGAUUGACAAUCUUUGCCGCUUCGAUCCCGUCCCUCCGCAUCCUUUUCAUUCGCAUGCGCUCCAACUACGGCGAGAGCGGCGAGCCAUCCUCUACCUACAAUUAUUCCGCUGAUGAAGAGACAAUCACACUUGAGAACCGAAAAGAAACUAGCAGCGAGAAGAGUAUUCUGGAUAACCCAAUGAAUAAACCGGACGGGGUCACCGCGACUUAUGAUGGAAAUUCUCACGCCUGA
Molecule: messenger RNA, 1002 nt
Organism: Penicillium macrosclerotiorum
Lineage: Eukaryota; Fungi; Ascomycota; Eurotiomycetes; Eurotiales; Aspergillaceae
Exons: 5
Source: RefSeq, a predicted model, not a curated record